Messenger RNA from Phymastichus coffea, 3260 nucleotides. RefSeq names its product transmembrane 9 superfamily member 2 (gene TM9SF2). Lineage: Eukaryota; Metazoa; Arthropoda; Insecta; Hymenoptera; Eulophidae. Gene Ontology annotation, cellular component: membrane. The record is from RefSeq and is a predicted model, not a curated record. Gene Ontology annotation, biological process: protein localization to membrane. The coding region runs from base 349 to 2337 and encodes 662 amino acids. The transcript is spliced from 15 exons.
GCGCUGUUGCGGCCGCCGUUGUUCAUGACGUGUCAUGGCAGUCGAAUUUUUGAUGUGUUGAACGAUUAUAAGAACUUUGGCAAACUUGUGAGAGUCUUGUAUGCAUACGCCGAAAAGCACACACAAUUCAUUAAAAAGUCUAUAAAGCAGCGCGUACCAUGCUUACUAGUAAAUUUUUGUUUUUAAAUAUUUGACCUACUGCGUGUGACUCGAAUGAAUCACACAUACAUAUCUAGUGUAAAUCGGGUGACAAUUAGUAGCGCAAUAUAAUAACUGGACAACAAGUACAAAAGCGCACAACGUUAGUGUCUGUGUUGCAAGUGUGAAAAAUCGCCACAGGCGAGAAAAAUGUCGAAAACGAUUUUUCUCUUGUAUGCUUUAUGCAUAUUUACUGGUAAUUAUGCUUUUUAUCUGCCAGGCCUUGCACCGGUUAACUUUUGCGAGCAAGAUGCGGAAACAUGCAAGUCUGAUAUUCGAUUAUAUGUGAAUCGUCUGAAUUCUGAGCAAUCGGUGAUUCCUUUUGAGUAUCAUCACUUUGAUUUUUGCCUAACUGACGAAAGCCAAUCCCCAUCUGAAAACUUAGGUCAAGUUUUAUUUGGAGAACGUAUACGUCCUUCUCCUUAUAAAUUAAAGUUCAAAGUUGAUGAAAAAUGUGCAAAAGUUUGUUCAGUAAAAAAGUAUUCUGGUGAUAAUGAAGAAGAUGAAAAAAAAUUACAAGUUUUAAGAACAGGAAUACAAUAUUCUUAUCAACAUCAUUGGAUAGUUGACAAUAUGCCAGUGACUUGGUGUUAUCCUCUGAAUGAUGGUCAUCAGUAUUGCAGCAUUGGUUUCCCAAUGGGGUGCUAUUACAAAGAAUCUUGGUCUCAACAAGACAGUUGUAGCAUAGAUCCAACCUUGUACAACAAACCUAAAACUUACUAUCUGUUUAACCAUGUUGAUUUAUUGAUUACUUAUCAUAAUGGUGCUAAUGAAGAUUGGAAUGCUGGAACAAAGACAAGUAGCGGCCGAAUAAUAUCUAUAAAAGUUACACCACGAAGUAUAAAUCAUGACAACUUUGAGUCACCAGAUUGUCAGAAUAAAAAGCCACUAGAAAUACCUUCAGAACGAUUGGCACCUAAUCAGAAAAUCAAUGUGUUGUAUACAUAUAGCAUCCGUUUUCAAGAAAAUAACACUAUCAAAUGGUCUUCAAGAUGGGAUUAUAUUUUAGAAUCCAUGCCCCAUACUAAUAUACAGUGGUUUAGUAUACUUAACUCUCUAGUUAUUGUAUUAUUUUUGUCUGGAAUGGUGGCAAUGAUAAUGCUUCGUACACUACAUAAAGACAUUGCUCGAUACAAUCAAGCUUAUUUUCAGAUUGAAUCAGGAGAAGAUGCUCAAGAAGAAUUUGGAUGGAAACUGGUUCAUGGGGAUGUCUUCAGACCUCCCAGGAAAGGAAUGCUGCUGUCAGUACUUUUGGGAUCUGGUGUUCAAGUCUUCUUCAUGGCACUAGUCACUUUGGCCUUUGCUUGUCUCGGAUUUCUUUCACCUGCAAAUAGAGGAGCUCUUAUGACUUGUGCUAUGGUUUUAUAUGUGUGCCUGGGAAUAGCUGCCGGUUACACUUCAGCUCUAAUUUAUAAAAGUUUUGGCGGAGAAAAAUGGAAAUCAAAUGUUUUGCUUACAUCAAUGUUGAGUCCAGGAAUAGUUUUUAGUCUAUUUUUCAUUAUGAAUCUAAUAUUUUGGGCUGAAGGAAGCUCAGCAGCUGUUCCUUUCAGUACUCUAGUGGCUAUUCUAGCUUUGUGGUUUGGUAUAUCUGUUCCUUUGACCUUUGUUGGGGCAUACUUUGGUUUUAGAAAAAGGGCUAUUGAACAUCCCGUUCGUACGAAUCAAAUCCCUCGUCAAAUACCUGAACAAAGUUUUUAUACACAAGCAAUUCCUGGAGUCAUUAUGGGAGGUGUUUUACCCUUUGGAUGUAUAUUCAUACAAUUGUUUUUUAUUCUCAAUUCUCUAUGGUCGAGUCAAAUGUAUUACAUGUUUGGCUUUUUAUUCUUAGUAUUUCUUAUUCUUGUGAUCACAUGUUCUGAAACAACUAUUCUUCUGUGUUAUUUCCAUCUUUGUGCCGAGGAUUAUCAUUGGUGGUGGCGUAGUUUUCUUACGUCAGGUUUUACAGCAUUCUAUUUACUAAUUUAUUGCAUACACUACUUUAUAACUAAACUCAAUAUUGAGGAUGCUACUUCAACCUUUCUUUACUUUGGAUAUACUAUGAUUAUGGUUUAUUUGUUUUUCCUAUUGACAGGUUCUAUUGGCUUCUUUGCCUGUUUAUGGUUUGUUAGAAAAAUUUACAGUGUAGUCAAAGUUGACUAAUUUGACCGCAAGUGAACUACAAAAUAUUGAAAAUAUCUUAAUCACAUACAAAAUCCAAAGGGAAAUAGUUUAGUUUUCUUUUUUUUUGUAGGAAAUUCAUAAAUUUCAUAUUUCUAGCAUAAUAGCAUCAUUUCCUUUGGUAAAAUUGUGUACUACAUACAAAAUUGUAAAAAAAAAACUAUCUAAGUACACUGAAAUGUAAUGAAAACUAGUAGAACGAUGGAUUUAAAAAAAUAUCUGUCAUAAGAGAAUACAAAAGCAGAACGGAUUGAUCAUGUUGACAGAAUUAAUUUUUCAUCGAAAUUAUUUUUUUUUGUCGUUUUACUUUUAUAUAGCUAAAAUAAAGAAAACUUGAUUAAAGUCUGUAACAAUAACUUGUGAAAUGUUAACUUAUUAUCAUUUAAUUUAAGAAUUGAUGUAUAACACAGACAAUUUCUAAUGCGACUCCACUAAAAAAAUGAAGAAUUAUCUUUAACGUGACUAAUACGUUUGGAAAAUUUGAAAAGAUUUUAUUGCAAAAUAAUAUUAAAAAUAAUACAAAUAUUAAAAUAUCUUGCUUUGAUUUUUAAUAAUGAUGUAGAAGAAAUAGAAAGAUAAGAUGGUCAAAUGCACACGAAAGUGUCGAUGAUUUGUGUAAAUUAUUGUGAUGUUAAACAGUGUUAUUAAUGAAAAAAGUGAGUCAUACUAGUGUCAACACAUUGUAGUAAUAUUUAUAAAGUAAGGAUUAUAACCAUCGUAAAUUUUUCCAAAUUUUUUCAAUAAUAGUAGGUACUAGAAUUUUUUUCACUGAAAAUAAUUCUUCAUAACAAGAUUGUACAACUGUAAAUUUUUAGAAAUAAUUAUGAAAUCGUGUACAGUGAUGAAUAAAUGUGUUUGCGUUUUCUAUUUCUAAUAUAAUAAUAAUAAUAAUAAUAAACAACUUC